Vitrella brassicaformis is the source of this 529-nucleotide messenger RNA. The record is from the annotation of a GenBank genome assembly. Lineage: Eukaryota; Vitrellaceae.
AUGCAUCUACCCUUCUUCCUCUCCUACCUUCUACCAAGCUGGCUGGCUACGCAGCAAAAAGGCACACAGGUAAGUAGAUGGGCAGAUAGAUCUCGGGCACAAACAGAUACAAAAACGACUACUGAGAGGCUCUGUUGCUUUGCAGGUUCAUGCCUCACUUCUCUUUCUCAUGAAGGACGGAUCACAUAUACGACGGAUCAUCACUUCGUCCAUGACGGUGGGUCGGAUCACAUGCAACACACCAUGAACGAAUCGGUGGCAUUCCUGCCUUCAUCUGGCUGUUCAGUCUGGUGGUUCUGACUGGUCAGACACCUCAUUCGACGCGGCUGACGCGGCAUCGUCAUCGGCAGAAGCAGACACGUCAGUGUAUGCGCUGCUUCGGCGCACGUCAGGGUAUGAGCUGCUUCGGCGGUACGCAGCAUCGUCAUCGGCAGAAGCAGACACGUCAGAGUAUGAGCCGCUUCGGCGGUGGUUGGUACGGCGGCUGUGCUCAUCGCUGUCAUCGUCGGAGUCGGUAUCGUCUCGGUAG